AUGAGGUCAAUUGGUGUCGCAGCUGCUCUACUAGUAGGCGCUGCCUCUGCGCAGAGCUUCCGCCGUCUGGGAGCUUGCCCAACACUUGGAUGCGUUUUCCCUCCUGACCAGGCCGACUUCCUGGCUGGACAGUACUUUGACAUUCGGCUCGAAGUGCAUGCGCCCAAGAAUGGUUCUGAGGUCAUCGGUCUUCCUCUUGAUGAGCGCUUCACCUUCACCAUCGCGAAGGGGGAUGAGGCGGCCAAGUCAGCAACGGAAUACUUUGAACUCGACGAGCCAAAGCUAGAGAAGUGGAACUUUACGUGGUUUGAGGAUUUCUUCGCACGGGACGCGAAGAGACCAACUUGGGUCGAUGUCUCAUCCAAGGCUUACCGUCGUGUUGCUCUUUACGAACCUGGGGAGUACACUGCCACCCUCCACUAUAACAAUGGCAGUUCCACAAAGGCUACAUGGCUCGUUCGCGACCUGGCUGAAGAACGCAAAGCCAAGAACAUCAUCUUCUUCAUUGGUGAUGGAAUGACUACCAAUAUGAUCACGGCUGCACGUCUGAUCGGUCACAAGAGUAUCAACGGAAAGUACCAGUCGACCAUGGCUAUGGACAAGUUCCCUGUCUUGGGUCACCAGAUGACCCACUCUAUUGACAGCUUCAUCACUGAUUCUGCCAACUCUGCUGCGGCGUUGAAUACGGGACACAAGAGUACUGUCAAUUGCCUCAACGUUUACGCGGACUCGAGCAAGGACCCCUUCGAUGAUCCCAAGGUUGAGACUAUUGCUGAGAUGUUCUACCGCCUCGUUGGUGGACAUAUCGGUAUCGUCUCUACUGCCUUCAUCGCUGAUGCUACACCUGCUGCUCUGGUCUCUCAUACCCGUCUUCGCAGCGAGUACGAGGCAAUUGUUGACACCUACCUCAAUGGAUAUCAGAAUUACACUUGGACCAAUAUCCCUGGUGUCGACGUUUUGUUUGGUGGAGGCGCAGAGCAAUUCUAUCCCCCUGCGCUUGGCGGGAAGACAUAUCAGGGCAAGGACUACUUCAAGGAGUUUGCCGACGCAGGCUAUCAGGUUCACCAGAACCGUACUUCCCUAUUGGCCUCGAACUCCACUGAGAAGGCCCUCGGUAUCUUCUCGACAUCCAACAUGGCUAAAUGGCUCGACCGCAACGUCUACCGUAGCAAUCUGAACCAAUCUCUGUCCCCGACUGGCGACAAGACCCCGGCUCUUGACCAGCCCGGCCUGAAGGAGAUGACCCUCAAGGCCAUUGACAUUCUCCAAGCUCGCUCCGGCGACGAGGGCUACUUCCUCAUGUCCGAAGCCGCUUCGAUUGACAAGAUGAUGCACGUGCUAGACUAUGACCGCGCGCUCGGCGAACUCCUCGAGCUCGACGACACCAUCAAAGCCACAAUCGCCAAGCUCAAGGAAACCGACACGCUCAAGGAGACGCUCAUCCUCGUCACAGCCGACCACGGCCACGGCUUCGACGUCAUGGGUUCCGUCGACACGCACUACCUCGCCGCGCAGAACGUCGACCGCAAGAAACGCGACGCCAUCGGCGUGUACGAAAACUCGGGCCUCUCCCAGUACGCAAACACCGGCAACCUGACCUACACCGACAGCAACUUCCCCUCCAACUGGGACCCGCGCUACACCCUCUUCCAGGGCUUGAUGGCCGACCCCGACCGCCGCGAGAACUGGAGCGUGCAUAAAGACGGCCCGCGGAAACCCGCUGUGGCGCUCAAUGCGAAUGUGACUGAUUACACGGCUAAUCCCAAGGACGGCCAGAACGGCAUCUUGCUCAAUGGCACGCUGCCUAUCAGUGAUGAUCAGGGUGUGCACUCGCUUACUGAUGUGCCGGUGUUUGCUAUGGGGCCUUGCCAGGAGAUGUUUGGCGGUGUGUAUAAUAGCGUUGAUAUCUUCUUUGGUAUGGCGGAGUGUUUUGGUCUUUCGCGCGGAAAGCCUUAG
Dothidotthia symphoricarpi CBS 119687 is the source of this 1956-nucleotide messenger RNA. RefSeq names its product alkaline phosphatase-like protein. The record is from RefSeq and is a predicted model, not a curated record. The coding region runs from base 1 to 1956 and encodes 651 amino acids. Gene Ontology annotation, molecular function: alkaline phosphatase activity. The transcript is spliced from 5 exons. NCBI's taxonomy places the organism in Eukaryota, Fungi, Ascomycota, Dothideomycetes, Pleosporales, Dothidotthiaceae. Gene Ontology annotation, biological process: dephosphorylation.